UCCUGCAUGUAUGUUCUCCUCUCCUUCUGCAUCAGUUGAUUUUCUCUGUGUCAGUUUAGUGUGAAUGACACUUCUGGACAUCUGACACCAAUGUGUUUUCUCUAAAGGCACAUCAGGAGAGAACAUUUUAGGCAGUAUAGUGUUUUUCUGAGGCUUUUGGCUUGACACCUCUAUAAGUUUCUCUUUGGGACACUUGGCAUGUAUGGGUUUCUGUUGGUGUAGCCGUCAAGCAUGAAGUGGAAUUUGUUAAAGAAGAAGCCUGCAGCCAUGGUGGGCCCCGAGCCCACAGGUGCCAGUGCCCUGACCAUGGCCCCUGCUGUUUCCACACCUGCAGACAACUCCACCGAGCAACAGGGCCCGGUCAGCAAGAAUGACGUCUUUGGUGACAUCAAAAACAAGUUCCUCAAUGAGAUGGACAAGCUUCCACUGCCUCCCUGGGCCAUCAUCGCCAUCGCGAUCGUAGCCGUGGUCCUCAUUCUCACGUGCUGCUUCUGCAUCGUUAAAAAGACAUGCCUUAAGAAGAAAAAAGGCAAGAAGGGAAAGAAAGGCAAGGGAGAAAUGGGAAUGAAGAACAUGAAGGGAGGAGAGAAACAGGAAGAGGAUGAUGAUGAAGAAGAUAUAGACAUGGGAAUAACUGAAGAGAAAGAGGAGGAACCGAAAGAGAAGGAGAAGCUUGGCAAACUGCAGUUCUCUCUAGACUACGACUUCUCUGACAACAAGCUGACAGUGGGCAUCCUGCAAGCCGCAGAUCUUCUCUCCAUGGACAGUGGCGGCACCUCAGACCCGUAUGUCAAAGUUUUCAUUCUCCCAGACAAGAAGAAGAAGUAUGACACCAAGGUGCACAAGAAAACCCUCAACCCCGUCUUCAACGAGACUUUCAACUUUAAGAUUCCGUUCACUGAAAUGGGAGGAAAGACUCUGGUCAUGUCUGUGUACGACUUCGACCGUUUCUCGAAGCAUGAUGUGAUCGGUGAGGUGAAGAUUCCCAUGAACACCCUGGACCUGGCACAACCUAUCGAGCAAUGGAGAGACCUGGAUAGCGCAGAGAAAGAGGAGCCUGAAAAGCUUGGAGAUAUCUGCAUCUCUCUGCGCUAUGUACCUACAGCUGGAAAACUCACCAUCUGUAUCCUUGAGGCUAAGAACCUGAAAAAGAUGGAUGUUGGAGGACUCUCAGAUCCCUACGUGAAGAUUCAUCUUCUGCAAAACGGCAAGCGGCUGAAGAAGAAGAAGACGACUGUGAAGAAGAACACACUGAACCCGUACUACAACGAGUCCUUCAGCUUUGAGAUCCCACAGGACCAGAUGCAGAAAAUACAAGCUGUGGUCACGGUGCUCGACUACGAUAAGAUCGGCAAGAACGACGCCAUCGGGAAGAUCUGGGUGGGCAGCAAAGCGCAGGGCACUGAGCUCCGGCACUGGUCCGACAUGCUGGCGAACCCACGCAGGCCCAUCGCUCAGUGGCAUCCACUCAAACCCGAGGAGGAGGUGGAUGCCACGUUAGCAGCCCUCACUGCCAAGAAGUAAUCCUGUUCUUCUUCCUUCCCUCCCUCUCUCCUUUCCCUCCCUCUUUCCUUUGUUUCACUUUUCAACAUGCACAACACGUCAUCUUACCCAAUCAGCACUGAAUUACAGCCAUGGGCCACCAGACUAGAGGUAUUAAAGAAGACCAGCUCAAAUGCGAUAGUGGAUCAGAGUCUAAUGAGAGAGACUCUUUCCACAGAUGGUCCUGAAGACAGGCCGAGCUCAUAGGUGUGUAUAUCCUUGAGGUUUAUUCACAGAAGAGAUGUAAGCUCACAUUCACACCCAAAUAUCCAACAGCAUUCCAAAGUUUUCCAUCGGAGACCAGGGAUAGAAAACACUGCCUCUUUCACUGCCUAAUUUAACACAUUCCUUCUAGAUUCUCUGGUCAUCUAGAUGAAAUCAGUUCUGUUACUUUUGUUGAGUCUGAAAGGACAGUGAAGAAUUGUUUAUCAUUGUGAAUAAUAAUAAAAAAAAAAAAUGUGGGAACUGGAGAGAUAGUUGGACUAGAUGCUCCUGCCCAGCCAGAAGGAAUCUUUCAGGUGUCGAUUACACUGCCUGCAAAACAACCUCUUCUUCCAUUCUUCAGUUCCAGCCAUCAGCUGGCUUCUUCCACUGCCCAACAUCCUAACAAACCCUGACAAAAAGGAGACAAGCCUUGAAACAUCAUGAAAUAAGCAAUUCUUAGCUGCCAGGGACGUCUUCCUGUUAGCAUCGGUGUAUUUGUUUCUUUGCUUUGAUUUCUUGUAGUAAAUGUAUUCUGCCUGAGCACUUUAAAUGAAGGUGUGUUUUUGUUACAGUCAAUGCUUCGUUUUCAACCUGCUUUUAUUGUUACCUGCAGUUUUUGAUGUUCUGAAUCCUCUCAUUAAAGGAAUAGUUCACCAAAAAAUGAAAAUUAAGUCAUCAUUUACUCACUUUUCUUUCUUACUGCAGUGGAACACAAAAGGAGGUGUUUCAAAGAAUGUUCACGCUGCUCUCUUCCAUACAAUGGAUGUGAAUGGUGACCAAGCUUAAAAAAAAAAAAAAAAGGCUUCUGACUUCAUAUGAUCUGAUAGACUAAAAUUGACUCGGUCACCAUCGACUUUCAUUGUGUGGAAAAGAGCAGUGUGGACAUUCUUCGAAAUUUCUCCUUUUGUCUUCUACGGAAGAAAGAAGGAAUGCCAUACGGGUUUCGAAAAGCAUGAGUGAACUAUUCCUUUGAGAACUUCCAUCACUUUUUGUUUUCAUAUUUUCUUCAUGGUUUAAACCAGAAGUUAUGGUUUCACGAGAAGAGCUGAUAGAAGGCACUGUUACAUGUGUAUUUAACUGCACAUCUUACCAAACCGCUGAACUUAUUUGCACUACUGGAACUGCAUUCUGUACAUAUUGCUCUAUCAAUCUCAAUACAUGCUUUUGAGAUGGCGCAUUCUUGAGACAAGUUGUCAGAGUUUGCAUUUGUUUAAAAAGGGAGCUGUUAUCAUUUGAAAGCUGCUUUAGGGCUUACAGUACGAAUCAUUGUGUGAGGAUGUGAAUCGCAGAAUAUCAUUUUGCUUAAGACCGACACAGAACUAAAUCUUUGUGCAUUUUAUCCUCAUAUUUCCUGGGGAAACUCUUUUGGCAAUGAUGAUACCUUGUGAUAUUUGUUCAAUUAUUAAGUAGUUGGGAAAUUAAGCAAAAUUGCAAGCCUGAAUUGGAUCAAGACUUUUUUGGAGCAUUAUUUAUUGUGUAGAGACUUUUAAACCAGGCCAAAAACUACAAGUAGAGAGCCAAGAAUGGAUUUGAGAGAGACUUUGUUAUGUACAUGCUGUAACCCAAUAAAAACAACUCAUUCUCAUAAGGAAAACGUCACUUUAGCAGCUUUUAUCCUGCUAUCACAUCACUGCAACAUUGCAUUACGUCAUUUAUCCAGUUACUUUUAGGGUUAAAAUGAAAAGUCUGUCAUUGUAAAAUGUAAAACCUGUAUGAUUUUCUGUCUAAAGCACAAUAAAAGUAACUCUACUCAUGCUUUAUAUUCAAAGUCUUCAUAAAUCCCAUAAUAGCUUUUUGUGAGGAACAGAAAUUUACAUAAUCACCCAAAAGUGAAAAAUCUGUCAUCAUUUACUCACCCUCAUCUCAUUCCAAACCUGUAUGAUUUUUUUUUUCCUUCUGUGUAACACAGAAGAUGAUAUUUUAAAGACUGUUUUGUAUUCGUCCAUUCAGUUCAAGUCAGUAAGUUCCAAAACAAGAUUGGACCCCAUUGACUUUCAUUGUAUGAGAAAAAAAAAAAAAAUUCAAAAUAUUUUUCAAAAUGUCUUCUUUUGUGUUCCACAGAAGGAAAGUCAUACAAGUAAACAAUAAUGGAAUUUUCCAUUUUGGAUAAACAUUCCAUUUAAGUUUUAAAGUUUUAAAUAUUAGCAGUCGAAGCCAUUUUGUGUCAUUCAAACAUAAAAAUCUCUGAAGAUCGCCGACAGAAUCUUCAUUUAAAAGUCGCUUAAGUGACGUUUCCCGUAUGAGAUUCCCCUGGAUAAAACAGAAGCUGCUCUUCUGACAGGCUGUGUUCAGUUGCAAUAACUCUGUUGUUCGAUUGUGAAAUAGCAGGUAUUUCCAUCCACAUUCACAGUGCAGUUUGACAUUUUCAUGUCUUUUUGCAGAUCUAAUGAAUGUGUGGUUAUUUAUCAUUUGUUUAUGUGACAUCAUGCUUUUUUUCCCCUCUAGUAUCGUAUUGAAACCUCAUUUUUUACCGUUCUUUACACCAUUUGUUCUGGUGUAAUCUCUUUCACAGAAAUGUCCCUUAUUUCGAAGAACUCUCACAAAAAAAUCGCAACUCGCAACUAACACCCCCUCCCCAAACCCAUAGGCGUGUAGUUUGACCUAUAUAUGCUUAGUUCCUACUUUAUGAUACUGCAUGUUACAGUACAAAAAGAUGCGCAUGUUUCAGAGAUGAAGCAAAAAAUAUAUUGUGUACCCAAGUAGGUGUUCUUUGUCAUUUUAAUAACAAAACGGAGGGGGAUAAAUACUGUGUAUAUUUUCUAAUCAAAUCAAAUAUGUAUUUAUUUUCUGUGAGUGGGUACUGGAGAGAAUAUGAAGUAUACUAGACUAAUCUUCAUUUUCAGAUUCAAUCCAUGCCUGGACAUCAUGAGCAAAUACUGUAUGUUAAGUGCUUUGUGUGAACUAAUAUAGAAUGAAAACGUAGCCGCAUGCUUGCCGUCUACUAAUAUUGUUAAGGAACAAAAUGAUUAUGUAUUGGUUUAUUUAUUUAUUUAUUUGAAAUUAGUUAUUUAUAUUUAUUUUUCAGAGUAAAAUUUGUAUGUGUCUUUGUCAGAAUACGUUCGUGGGAAGUCAAAACUUCCAGCGGGGGCUCCAAGUGGAUAUUUUCCCCCAUCUUAUAGGAUCCUGUAAUCAGCAGAGUAUCUCUGUUGGAACUACGAUGUAAAGUUUUGGAUCAUACAGAAUCAUUAUGAAAAAAAAUUACACUUUAUUAUCAUUUUUCGUCUUUUCGCUGUCAGUGCCAAUGAGAGAAGUCACGUUUACUGCCAUUUUAGCUGACUUUACGUCAUUCUUACGUGAUUUUUUCGGACCAACUGAUUUCUACCUUGGCAACGAAGUUGCCGGAGCACAAUACUAUCAAUCGUGUUAUAGAAAACUUGGAGUCCCCAUUGUUUUCUAAAAAGCUUUUAUUUAUGAAUCUUUUACAUAAGAACAGCGUUUAACUAGCCAAUAAAAGUAAGUUUGUGUGUGCGAGUGUGAAUAAGAUAAAGCCAUAAGACUUGAGCUAAAUCUUUGGAGCUCAGCUAUAUAGAUGUACUUAAGAUGAUCCUAAAACGUCUAUUCCUUUCAUAGGCCGAUGAACCUCCUCAACAUUCCACAUAGUCUGUGAAGCUACGGGGCCACACUGUUUCCUAAAAUGUGCUAAGUUAAGCAUUAUUGGCAGUUCAACUUGAAAUAAUCAGUCUUUCUGUUAAUAAUAUGUCUUUUCGAUGUUUUUUUAUUGAGUUUAUGAUGAUUUCAGUGUAUAUUGGGUUUUGUAAACGCCUCGAUUUAACACAAAGUGUGCUAGGGACGUCUGUAUGAACUUAUACAUGUGGUCUUAGUUGUUGCCAUUCCACUAUGUAUGUACACACAUGCAUUUUUGGGCAAAAACCGUUUAACUAUGAGAAGUUGUUUGUGUUUACCAUUUUAAUAAUAAUUCACAAUCCAAAAUUCAAUAUGGGAUACUUAAAAAGUAUAUAAUUUGGAAAAUUAAACAGAACUGUGCAGAAAUUCGGCUUAUCCAAGUAAUUUCAAUCAGCAUUGCUUGAGGUCUGAGUGUGAAUGCGUGUGAUUUUAAUAAUAAUGCAUAGGCCCUUUAAUAAGGAAUAAUCAUUUGUUGUGAGUUACUUAAGCACUGCCAUUCUGCCUAUAUGGCAGCGUGCACAAUGAACAUUUAUUUGAAACAUUCCUGAUCGUAAACCACGGAGUUAUUACUUGCAAGCAAAGGUUUUUGUGGCAGUUUAAAAACUGCUCAUGGAUUCCGUCUAUAAGUUGCUCUCCAUGUAUAAAUCCGCUUACGAAACCAGCUCAGUUGUCUUUGUAACUCUCUGUGACUGUUUUAUGUCAUACAAAUCAAUGAGAGACUGCUCUAACGCCCAUAACAGAGAUGUUUUCUUUUUUUUUCGAAUGCUAGCUGAUGCCUUUAUGUCUGCUUUGGCGUAAUCACAUAGCAAAGUUCUGGGGAUAAAAGAAUCAAAAGCUUGCCAUUGUGUCUCUUUAAUUUGAUUCUUCUCUUGCACUUUUCAUUCUGCUUAUCUAGAGUUGUAAAAUGCUCUUUUUUUCUAUUUGUAUCUAUUUGUGAUCAGUUUCUUUUCUUUAGUCGGUGGGAGAUUGUGAGGGUUUGUCCCUCAGGCUAUGUUUGUACCUGUUUCGGUGUUCUCGUGCGUGUGCGUGUGUUCAUGUCCGUAUUGUCGUGCCUAGUGUGGAUCAAUCGCAUGCUUUAGCCCUUGAUGGGACACUUUGAGAAAACGUUGCUCACAGACUCUUCCCACAACCCCCUAGUGGACAGUACAUGAGCAUCAGCAAUCCUUGUAAAGACGUCAAGGGAACCAAAUAGCUCUACAGAUUUACCAUGUGUGUUACCAGCUCUGUACUGAAACAAAUGAGAAAAUAAAGGCCUUUUAAUUACACUUAA
Molecule: messenger RNA, 6640 nt
Organism: Onychostoma macrolepis
Lineage: Eukaryota; Metazoa; Chordata; Actinopteri; Cypriniformes; Cyprinidae
Gene: syt2a
Product: synaptotagmin IIa
Exons: 9
Coding region: 232-1524 (430 amino acids)
Biological process (GO): calcium ion-regulated exocytosis of neurotransmitter; cellular response to calcium ion; regulation of dopamine secretion
Cellular component (GO): synaptic vesicle membrane; axon; dense core granule
Molecular function (GO): calcium ion binding; clathrin binding; syntaxin binding
Source: RefSeq, a predicted model, not a curated record